CCCGCGCACCGCUCGCCUCUGGGCCUGCGGAGCGUGUAGGUCUGUCAGGGGCGUCCGGCGGCGCCGCUUUGCGCUGCGGGCGCUUCACCUGAGGCGGGGGCCGCUGCGGGCUCCCCGCUUUCCCCGGACGCGCGCAGAAACUGGGGGCCCCGGCGGCGCUGCACCAGCCGACAGUGAUAUCCUAAGAGAAGAUGGGAAAGGGCUGUAAGGUUGUGGUUUGUGGCUUGUUAUCUGUGGGGAAAACGGCAAUUUUGGAGCAGCUCCUUUAUGGGAAUCAUACUAUUGGAAUGGAGGACUGUGAAACAAUGGAAGAUGUGUAUAUGGCUUCAGUGGAAACAGAUCGGGGAGUCAAAGAACAGUUACAUCUUUAUGACACCAGAGGCCUACAGGAAGGCGUGGAGCUGCCAAAGCAUUAUUUUUCAUUUGCUGAUGGCUUUGUUCUUGUGUACAGUGUGAAUAACCUUGAAUCCUUUCAAAGAGUGGAGCUUCUGAAGAAAGAAAUUGAUAAGUUCAAAGACAAAAAAGAGGUAGCCAUUGUCGUGUUAGGAAACAAAACUGACCUUUCUGAGCAGAGACAAGUGGACGCCGAAGUGGCACAGCGGUGGGCCAGGAGCGAGAAGGUACAUCUGUGGGAGGUGACGGUCACAGACCGCAAGACCCUGAUCGAGCCCUUCACCCUGCUAGCCCGCAAACUCUCCCAGCCCCAGAGCAAAGCGAGCUUCCCUCUGCCUGGGAGGAGAAGCAAAGGCAACUCCAGCUCUGAGAACUAAACCCUAGGGUGCACAACUGUCUCUUGAAUGGUGACUGUCUCGAGGUGUCUGUGAACUCAUGUAAAACAGGCCGUUUCUACCUUUGGUCCUUAGGAAGCCCCUAGGGAAGUAAUUUAAUGCACUUUCAGUUAUAAUUCAGUUACUGUUGCCUGGCAUGAAGUAAUAUAUUUGCAUUCUCCUUGUUUCAGACUUGUCCCUAAAAUUAGCACCUUUGUUAUCUAUAUUAUGUUGCAUUUGUCAAAAGAAUAAAAUUUGGGUGGAAUGCA
Messenger RNA from Kogia breviceps (pygmy sperm whale), 1036 nucleotides. It is a transcript of the gene NKIRAS1, whose product is annotated as NFKB inhibitor interacting Ras like 1. Gene Ontology annotation, biological process: canonical NF-kappaB signal transduction; Ral protein signal transduction. The record is from RefSeq and is a predicted model, not a curated record. Lineage: Eukaryota; Metazoa; Chordata; Mammalia; Artiodactyla; Physeteridae. Gene Ontology annotation, molecular function: GTPase activating protein binding; GTP binding; GTPase activity.